AUGGCUGGGAAUACUCUCCUUUGGGCGUCCGCGGGCAGUGUUGGUUUUAAAGGGUCAAAAAGGUCAACGAGUUAUGCUGCCCAAGCAACCGCCGAAAAAAUUGCCCAAAACUGCCUCUCUCAAAACUUAUUACGUGUACAUGUAAAAUUAAAAGGUGUUGGUUAUGGCAAAGAAGCAGCUUUACGUGGUUUGCACACUUCCGGUUUAAAAAUUACAAAAAUUGAAGAUUUAACACGGGUCCCCUUCAACGGUUGCCGACAAAAAAAGCGUCGUCGUUUGUAA
Bathycoccus prasinos is the source of this 282-nucleotide messenger RNA. NCBI's taxonomy places the organism in Eukaryota, Viridiplantae, Chlorophyta, Mamiellophyceae, Mamiellales, Bathycoccaceae. The record is from the annotation of a RefSeq genome assembly.